AUGUUCAACUUCCUGUUCGCCUCUUCUAUCCUCGCCCUCGCUGGCAACGCUGUCGCGCAGGAGUACUCGUUCUACGGACAAGCCUACAACUCUGGCGAGGUCACGACCACCCCUUGCAAGUGCGACAACGUGCCCGUCGGUGGAGCCGCCUUCGCUAGCAGCCUCCGUCAGGAGCUCGGGAGGGACCUGUGCUGCGCGAAGGUUACCAUUGGCGCCGAUGGCGGCCAAGUGCAGACCGUCUUCAACGCCAUCUGCGACGACUGCAGUGUCCACGACGUCGCCCUCGAGAUCGAGGCUUGGACGUCGCUCACGGACCAGAAGGAGGGCCCUGUUCCCAUCUUCUGGACCGCGAAGGUGUAG
Schizophyllum commune H4-8 is the source of this 360-nucleotide messenger RNA. RefSeq lists its product as uncharacterized. NCBI's taxonomy places the organism in Eukaryota, Fungi, Basidiomycota, Agaricomycetes, Agaricales, Schizophyllaceae. The coding region runs from base 1 to 360 and encodes 119 amino acids. The transcript is spliced from 3 exons. The record is from RefSeq and is a predicted model, not a curated record.